AUGUCUUCUUCCGAGAGAAUAACGGUUUACAACUUGGCGGACCUCAAGAACACCUCGGACGACGCGCUUCCCAACUACCUUAACUCCCUCAAGUUUACCCAAACCCACACCCUAACUGAUGUUCGCCUCGCGCUCGGCUACUCUGCCUUCCUGAUCGCCGGCGCAUGUUUUCUGUGGGACUAUAAGCUUGGCUUCGAAAGCACCAAGUACUACACUGCGGCCGCCGUGGCCCUCUACUCGCUCCUUAACGGUGCUCUGACGCUAUGGAUCUGGCUCAAGGAGGCGGGUACUAUAUAUGAGGGCACAUCUCCCUCGGGCGAGAAGAUCAAUAUUGCAACCUCGACCAGGAAGAACGACCCAACCUAUCAUAUGAAGAUCACCAUCACUUCCAAAAAUGGUGAAAAGAAGUCGCUUGAUCUCUCGAAACCUUUCGCCGAAUGGUUCGACUCCCAAGGCCACUUCGUCGCCGUCCCCUUCCAAGAGGUCCUUGCCACAAACAUCUCUACCAUCGGCAAGCUUGACCCAAAACGCGUCAAGUCUGCAUCUCAGACGUACUCAACUGACGUACUCGAUGCGCUGUAUGCGGAAAGCACGGCGACGGGCAGCGUCGCCGAGGCAAACAAGGGCGUAAGCAAGCGACGCAAGGCAUAA
Colletotrichum graminicola M1.001 is the source of this 651-nucleotide messenger RNA. Its product is annotated as microsomal signal peptidase 25 kDa subunit. The transcript has 3 exons. NCBI's taxonomy places the organism in Eukaryota, Fungi, Ascomycota, Sordariomycetes, Glomerellales, Glomerellaceae. Gene Ontology annotation, cellular component: signal peptidase complex; membrane. Bases 1 to 651 code for a protein of 216 amino acids. The record is from RefSeq and is a predicted model, not a curated record. Gene Ontology annotation, biological process: protein targeting to ER.